UUAUAAACCCCACUUUGCCAUUUGAACUGCUUAUUUAUACAUGAUAAUAUAGAAUAAGAAAUAUGAUUUCUCUUUCCUUUCACUCUAUUCUCCGCAUUGGAAAUCAAUUAUAUAUGCGUAUAAAAAUAGGCUUAUUGAAAAGAGGAUUAAGCAAUCAUAUUCUCAUGUCUUAAGAAAUGAGUAAAAUUUUCUAAAUAGACGACAAUUUUUCCCCGACAGACUGUAUUUGUAUUUACGCAUACAUUAACAUAUUUUUGCUUUAUUUUACUUAUUUAUUUUCAAAUUAUUAUUUUGUCAAUUCAACUAUACACAAAAACAAAAUAUAUAAUAAUGGCUUCAUUAACACCUACAUAUAAUACAGCCUUUCCUGAAUUACAUUCUACAGGUCAUUUACAAACUAGACCACCAAAUCAACAUAGGCGUUCAUCUGGUAGCCAUAACUCCAUCCAACGUUCUUUAAUUCCGCCUAGAUUCCCCAGUUAUUUAAAGCAAACACUUUAUGGAAAACUAAUCAAAGAACAAUACGAAUAUUAUCAAACCAAGCAUGAUGUUAAAUCUUUGAUGAAUAACAAUACCCAUUUCUCGUCAACAAAUAAUCACAAAUCUAUUAUAACACGUUCAGAAGAAGAGCAAUGGAGUGAACUCGACUUACUUUUGCCUACUUGCUGGAAUCCAAAAGACAAGUCAAAGAAUAUAGAAGUGGGUAGUAAUGGGUUGGAUUUAACAUAUAUUGGUCCUGGAAAACAAGAAACACAUGCUGCAUUAGCUAGGGCUAAUUUUCCUAUGAGGCCUCAAUGUGGAUUAUUUUACUUUGAGAUGAGAGUUAUUUCAAAAGGUGAUGAUGGAUAUAUAGGAAUUGGAUUUUGUGCUGCGACCAAUAAACUUGAAAGGCUCCCAGGAUGGGAUCCUGAUUCUUGGGGUUAUCAUGGAGAUGAUGGACAUUCAUUCGCAGGUUCCGGUUCUGGUAAAGUUUAUGGGCCAUGCUUUACAACAGGAGAUGUAAUUGGAUGUGGUGUUAAUUUUGCUGAUAAUUCAGCUUUUUAUACAAAAAAUGGUAAAUUCCUCGGUAAUGCAUUUACAAAGAUAAAUUUGAAUAAACCAAUGUUUCCUGCCGUUGGUUUACGCACUCCUGGUGAACAAGUGACAGUUAAUUUUGGACAUGAAAAAUUCGUAUUUGAUAUAGAACAAUAUAUCAGAGAUCAGCAAUUGAAGUUUAUCAAUGAAAUAACUACAAAAAGUGAUAAUAUAAUUGAUACAACAAAAAUUGAAAUAAAAACAUAUUCUAAAGAAGUCAUGGAUCAGUUGAUUUUAUCCUAUUUAAUCCAUCAUGGUUAUACUGGUACUGCAAAAGCAGUUGUACAGAACGUCGGUCAUGUUUCUGGUCAGGAGCUCUUUUUAUCCUCUGACAAUAAAGAGAUAUCAAAAGAAAGUGAAAAAGAUAUGGAAGAAAGACAAUUGAUUCGUUCAGCUAUUAUACAUGGUAAUAUUGAUGAGGCAAUCGAACUGAUCAAUAAAUAUUUUCCUGGUGUCUUACAAGAAGAAGGACGUGGACAGGAAUUACAACUUGCAUUAAAAUGCGGCAAAUUCAUUGAAAUGAUGCGUGAAUAUUGUGAAUGUAGUAAGACAAGAAGGUUAAAAACUAAUUCAGUACUGUUGGGGUCUGAGUCAAGAUCAUCAAUAAAUGAUAACUCAUCAUUAGACAUAGAUAAGCAAACAUACUCUAAACCUAUUACCAUUAAUAAUCAUCCUAUCCCUUCCAAUUCGGCUUCUUCAAGUAAUGGAAAACGUCGUUUAAGUUAUGCCGCCAUUGCUGCAUCAUUAUCACCUUCAAAUAGUACAGAGACGCCCCAAAAUCGUACAAAUGGUGAUAUGAUGGAAGUGGAUGGUAAUGAAUCUAACAAUAAGAAUAAUAAUGAAACUAUAUCAUCAUUAACUGAAUCUAUGAAUGGUCAUAUAUGGACAAGAAGAUCAAGCAUAACAAAUAAUAAUACUAUAUUCAAGGAAGAUUCUUCUUUAGCAAAUGAUAAUACUAGUAAUAGUAAUCAUACUGCAAACUCAUUAAGACUUGUUAUGCGUUAUGGACAAAAAUUACAAGAAGAAUAUCGCCACGAUACUCGGGAAAAAACAAGAUCUAGUCUCGUGGAAAUAUUUUCAUUAUUAGCUUACCCUGAUCCCUAUUGUAGUCCAGUAGCUUAUUUGAUGAAUAUUUCAAGACGAGAUUCUUUAGCUACAGAAGUAAAUGCUGCUAUCUUGGUCUAAUUCUAUAUAUAUAGCUUUUCAACAUCGACCUGAGAUGCCUGCUUUGGAACGUAUUUAUAGACAGAUUAUACUUUCUAAUAAGGAACUUGCAUGUGAAGGUGAUGGAAAGGCUGCACUGGUUAAUAUGGAUGAUUAUUGUAAAAAUGAUAUUGGGAAAAACGGGGAAUAUUAUAAUAGUCAGAAUACCAUAUAGAAGAUUUAUUAUAAUAAUAACAUAGAGCGAUUUCUAUCUAUCAUAAAUAAAAUAAAAUAAUUGAAUAGAAAAGAA
Cokeromyces recurvatus is the source of this 2527-nucleotide messenger RNA. RefSeq lists its product as uncharacterized. The transcript has 8 exons. NCBI's taxonomy places the organism in Eukaryota, Fungi, Mucoromycota, Mucoromycetes, Mucorales, Mucoraceae. Gene Ontology annotation, molecular function: protein binding. Gene Ontology annotation, biological process: cell surface receptor signaling pathway; cytoskeleton organization. The record is from RefSeq and is a predicted model, not a curated record. The coding region runs from base 331 to 2259 and encodes 642 amino acids. Gene Ontology annotation, cellular component: cytoplasm.